AUGAUUCUGAAAAACAAUGCUGACGAGCUGAACCUGUCUUUUAAUGUUAAAGUCGAGGAUUUUAGCUACACUGUUUAUGCAACGUCUGAAAGCAUAAUUAAAUGCUUUGGCUGUGGCAAAAUUGGCCAUCUUAUACGUGCGUGUCCUGAUAAAGCGGAUGAAAAUGCGACUGUACAGACAAACUCUCAGAGUAAUGUUGCUGAAGCUGUGUCUGUCACAGAGGAUGUUGUGGCUCCUGCUGCUGUCGAGUCAGGUGCUGGUUGGUCGGUUGGGAAUAAACCCACUAUGGCUGAGGUUACUGCGGGUGGUUUCUCUGUACCUGGUCUCAUGGUUUAUGAGACGGUGGCUAUUGCAGAUAAAGAAGCGAGCAGCAUGGAAGAGCGUUCUGCCGUAAACAGCUCACAGACAGAGACUCCACCAGCAGACCCAGCAGAGUCCACACCUCUGCUCAGCUGUAAUGUGGCUAUUGCAGAUAAAGAAGCAAGCAGCAUGGGAGAGCGUUCUGCCGUAAACAGCUCACAGACAGAGACUCCACCAGCAGACCCAGCAGAGUCCACACCUCUGCUCAGCUCUGAGUCUGACACUCUUUUACUUCCUCCUGCAUCUGCCUCCUUGGCUUCUCUUGUUUCGUUCACCACCUCCUUGACAUCUCCUAUGUCUUUAUCCAUUGCUCCUCCAGUCUCCCCCCUAACUCUUCCUGUUUUCAUCUCCUCUCAGUCUAGUCCUUUAUCUUCUUCUCUGGCUUCUCCUCUGCCACCCGCCUCUACCCUUUCUACCUGUUCUAAACUGUCCACUGAGCUAGGCAGUCCAGGCCCAGUAUCUUCCUCACGAAAAAAAAGACAAAUAAAGAGGAAAGCAGAUCAUAAAGAAUGCCCCAUGCAUAAAGAAUCAACCAGUUUCCCCUACAAAAAAAUUUUGAGGAAAAGAAUCAGGGAGGGUCAUGCGGAGGUGUUGGUGCAGUGGCAUUCUUGCUCUGGAUGGUAUGGAUAUUAUUUGAAGUUUACUGUAUUGUAG
Messenger RNA from Xyrauchen texanus (razorback sucker), 1014 nucleotides. RefSeq lists its product as uncharacterized. Gene Ontology annotation, molecular function: zinc ion binding; nucleic acid binding. NCBI's taxonomy places the organism in Eukaryota, Metazoa, Chordata, Actinopteri, Cypriniformes, Catostomidae. The record is from RefSeq and is a predicted model, not a curated record. The coding region runs from base 1 to 1014 and encodes 337 amino acids. The transcript has 5 exons.